Molecule: messenger RNA, 4124 nt
Organism: Cyclopterus lumpus (lumpfish)
Lineage: Eukaryota; Metazoa; Chordata; Actinopteri; Perciformes; Cyclopteridae
Gene: sgsm2
Product: small G protein signaling modulator 2
Exons: 23
Coding region: 73-3144 (1023 amino acids)
Molecular function (GO): GTPase activator activity
Source: RefSeq, a predicted model, not a curated record
AAAAAGGCAAAAGAGGUUGAAGAGGGGUAGAGCGAGGUAGCGGUAGAGAGGGAGAGAGAGACGGUGACCGCCAUGGAGGGCUCCACGGAGGAAGACCACAAAGAGAAAUUACUGUGGACCGUGAAACGAGAGGUGAAGCAGGUCAUGGAGGAGGCGGUGACCAAGAAGUUUGUCCACGAAGACAGCAGCCACAUCGUUGCUCUGUGCACCGCCAUCGAGGCCUGCCUGGGCCACCUGCUGAAGAGACGGGCGGCCGGUUUCCUCCGCAGCGACAAGAUCGCCGCCCUCUUCACCAAAGUCGGCAAAGUGUGCGACACCGCCGGCGACGUGUGCCGUAAAGUGCAGGAGCAGCUGCAGCAGCAGUCGGACCUCACCAGGAGAACCCAGAGCGCCGGCCCCGAACCUCUGAGGAGGCAGGGCUCCUCCACCACCAGCCGGCCCCCUCAGCCGCUCUCCGCCCAGGCCAUCAAACACAUCUGGGUCCGGACGGCUCUCUUCGAGAAGGUCCUGGACAAGCUGGUGCAGUACAUCGUGGACAACUCCAGUAAAUACUACGAGAGGGAGGCUCUGAUGCACGACUCCGUCUUCGGCCCCAUCUUGGCCGCCCUGCUGGUGGGGCCCUGUGCUCUGGAAUACACCAAACUCAAGACGUCGGAUCACUUCUGGACCGACCCCUCGGCCAACGAGCUCGUUCAGCGCCACCGGAUCCACGGCGCCCACCGGGGCCAGGACACCUCGGCCGGCCGGCGGCCCGCUCUCGGGAUCCGUAAGAGGCAGUCGAGCGGCAGCAUGUCGGAGGACCGCUUCGCCGCAUCGGCGAGGGAGUACGUGGAGUCUCUCCACCAGAACUCCAGGACGCACCUUCUCUACGGGAAGAACAACGUGCGGGUGCAGCCGAAGAAGGACAUGGAGGUGUUGCGGGGCUACUUGUCGCUCCACCAGGCCGGUGAUAACCUGACCCUGAAGUGGACGCCCAACCAGCUCAUCAACGGCACGCUGGGCGACUGUGACCUGGAGAAGAGUAUCUACUGGGACUACGCUCUGACUGUCCCUCUGCGCCAGAUCGUCUGUAUCCACUGUCACCAACGCCCUGAUUGUGGCGGCACACUGGUGCUGGUCAGUCAGGAUGGAAUCCAGCGGCCGCCUCUCCACUUCCCCCCCGGUGGUCACCUGCUGGCGUUCCUCUCCUGCCUGGAAACGGGCCUUUUACCGCGGGGUCAGCUGGAGCCCCCCCUCUGGUCCCAGAAAGGCAAGGGGAAAGUGUUCCCGAAACUGAGGAAGAGGAGCAGCAACGCCCGGCUCCUCGACCAGGACGGGAACGGCGAGGAGCAGACGGCCGCCGACUACGUGUUUCGCAUCGUGUACCCCGGUUACCGCCAGGACGCCAACCACGGGGAGAUGAUGGAGAUGCAGGGUUUCGGAGGCAGCCCGUCGCCGUGGCAACAGGCCGACGCGGCCGCCCAGGAGCCGCCGUGCCCGUCCUGCUCCACGGCCGGCGCCGCGUCGUUCGGCUUCCCGGCCGGCUGCACCUGCAUCCACAACACAUCGGACAUCCACACUAUUCCUCUUAAGAUGCUCUGCCAGAACAUGAAGAGGCAGAUUGUCUCCAGAGCCUUUUAUGGAUGGCUGGCCUACUGCCGUCACCUGUCCACCGUGCGGACUCACCUGUCGGCGCUGGUCAACCACAGCAUCGUGCCCCCGGACCGGCCCUGCGAGGCGUCCGGGGGCCUCAGCAAGGAGGUGUGGAGCAAGUACCAGAAAGACUGCAAGAACUACAAGGAGCUGGAGCUGCUGAGGCUGGUUUAUUACGGCGGCGUGCAGCACGACAUCAGGAAGGAGGUGUGGCCUUUCCUGCUGGGGCACUACAAGUUCGGCAUGGGCAAAAAGGACAUGAGCCAGAUUGAUGCGAAGAUCAGCGAGCGCUACCAGCAGGUGAUGCGUGAGUGGAAGGCCUGCGAGGUGAUCGUCAAGCAGAGGGAGAAGGAGAUGCAGUCGGCCAUCUUCGCCAAGCUCUCGUCGGGCAGCAGCAUCGACAGUCACGUCCUGCGACUCGUCCACAGAGACUCCACGCUCAGCAACGAGGUCUUCAUGUCUGUGGAUGAGCCGGAUGAAGGGAGCCAGGAGACCCCCGGCGGAGAGGACGGCAACCCCUCCAUGACCGCCCUUGUGCCCCCCGCUGCCCAGCCUCCGGAGGAGCGCCCCCUGGUGGAGUUCGACUCCCCCGACUCGGGUCUCCCCUCCUCCAGGAACUACUCGGUGACCUCUGCUCAUUCCCAGAUCCUGUCGAGCAUCGACGACGGUCAGAGCACGGAGGAGGAAGGCGGGGGCGGCGGGGAGGAGGGCCGGACCUCGGGGGUGCUGGGGGGUUGCAUGGGUCCUCUGACGGAGGACAGGCUGUGCAGUCAGCUGGACAAGCUGUUGACCAACGGGGCGGCCGCAGAGACCAUGUCGCCGUCGCUCUCCUCGUACACGAUCGAGCUGCUGGACACGGUCGCCCUGAACCUGCACAGGAUAGACAAAGACGUGCAGCGCUGCGACCGCAACUAUUACUACUUCACACCGGCCAACCUGGAGAAACUACGCAACAUCAUGUGCAGCUAUGUGUGGGAGCACUUAGAGAUCGGCUACGUUCAGGGGAUGUGUGAUCUGCUCGCUCCGCUCAUGGUCAUCCUGGAUGAUGAGUGCCUGGCCUACAGCUGCUUCACCCAGCUGAUGAAGAGGAUGACUCAGAACUUCCCCAAUGGCGGAGCCAUGGACACUCACUUUGCCAACAUGAGGUCACUGAUCCAGAUCCUGGACUCGGAGCUGUUUGAACUCAUGCAGCAGAACGGCGACUACACUCACUUCUACUUCUGUUACCGCUGGUUCCUGCUGGACUUCAAGAGGGAGCUUCUGUACGAGGACGUGUUCGCGGUGUGGGAGGUCAUCUGGGUCUCUUCCAGGAUCUCCUCGCAGCACUUCGUUCUCUUUCUGGCUCUGGCCCUCGUCACGGUUUACCGCGAGAUCAUCGUGGACAACAACAUGGACUUCACGGACAUUAUCAAGUUCUUCAAUGAGAUGGCCGAGCGGCACGACGUGCAGCACAUCUUGAAGGUAGCGCGUGAGCUGGUGCACAAAGUCCAGUCUCUGAUGGACAACAAGUGACUCUAGAGGAGGAGGGGGAGUCCAGCUACAGGACCCUCGUCUCUCCCUCUCAUCCCUUCAGAGAGACAAAGAGUGUUCCCGGGCCUCCACCUGGGCCCAGGGCUCCUCCCUGCCAGGUGAGGGCCCUGGGAGUCCAGGCUCCUCCCUGCCCAGGUGAGGGCCUUGGAUAGUCCAGGCUCCUCCCUGCCCAGGUGAGGGCCCUGGGAGUCCAGGCUCCUCCCUGCCCAGGUGAGGGCCCUGGGAGUCCAGGCUCCUCCCUGCCCAGGUGAGGGCCUUGGAUAGUCCAGGCUCCUCCCUGCCCAGGUGAGGGCCCUGGGAGUCCAGGCUCCUCCCUGCCCAGGUGAGGGCCUUGGAUAGUCCAGGCUCCUCCCUGCCCAGGUGAGGGCCCUGGGAGUCGAUCUGUUUACAUUUUACCUUCACGUGGAAUGCCCAUGGUGUCUGUACAGACAUGUGGAUUUGUCUGCAUGCUCGUGAGUUUGAUCACACUAUCAACACAUCCUUGAGCCCCUCCUCCCACCCCCCAGUCCUUCAGAGCUUGGGUACGCAUGGAAACACACACACACACACACCUUUCCUGACUCUGAACCUGUUCAACGCGCGUCCAGAAAGGCCUCUCAGUUCUAGACUCCUCCGUGUAAUACCAGCGGAGGCCACAAGGGGAACAGGAUGUACACGCGGCGCUGUCAGAGGAGCAGAAGACUAAAGCCACGAAGAAGUUUUCAUUAGUGACCAAAUGGACUGUGCCAACUACCUACUUUUUCCUCGUGAGUGUUUUUCUACAACAAGCAUGUGUGUGUUUUUACCCUCCGCCCCUCUACUUCCUGUUUUUAAGUUUUUUGUCCAAGAGAGUUCAUCAUCACACAAAUGUUGCCUUCUAUCAGUGACAGCCCCGAGGUACUCGGCUGCACUUUCUCCGUGAGGAUUUCCCUUCACGGCGCCCGUGAAAAGGCCUCGCCUGGAGGGCCGGAGGCGCCGCGAGA